Messenger RNA from Ostrinia nubilalis (European corn borer), 1366 nucleotides. It is a transcript of the gene drk, whose product is annotated as growth factor receptor-bound protein 2. Bases 227 to 862 code for a protein of 211 amino acids. The record is from RefSeq and is a predicted model, not a curated record. Gene Ontology annotation, cellular component: plasma membrane; nucleoplasm; COP9 signalosome. Gene Ontology annotation, molecular function: phosphotyrosine residue binding; epidermal growth factor receptor binding. The transcript is spliced from 6 exons. Lineage: Eukaryota; Metazoa; Arthropoda; Insecta; Lepidoptera; Crambidae. Gene Ontology annotation, biological process: regulation of MAPK cascade; signal transduction.
UUUAGUAGUAUUUCUGUGAAGUGGUGAUGUGACUGAUGUGUGGCCUGAAUUUGAACGAAAUAUUUCUGAAUUUGCGUUUGAAACAAUAAUUUUAAUAAUAUUCUGUAAGACAAUAUAUGCAUUAUGAUUAUUUUAAUGCCAUAAUUAUAAGUGAUAUCGAUAGGUUGCAUACUUUGUGAGUUAUUUUGGUAAUCGGUGACAUUACAGUGAAGUGCCUAAUUUGAUCAUGGAGGCUAUAGCAAAACACGAUUUCACAGCAACUGCUGAUGAUGAACUCAGUUUUAGGAAGAAUCAGGUUCUAAAAAUACUUAACAUGGAGGACGAUAUGAAUUGGUACAGAGCUGAAUUAGACGGCAAAGAAGGACUCAUUCCUAGCAACUAUAUUCAAAUGAAAAGCCACAAUUGGUAUUAUGGAAGAAUCACAAGAGCAGACGCAGAAAAACUCUUAGCUAAUAAACCAGAAGGUGGAUUUUUGAUUAGAAUCAGUGAAUCAAGCCCUGGAGACUUCUCACUUUCUGUGAAAUGCCCAGACGGCGUUCAGCACUUCAAAGUGCUUAGGGAUGCCUCAAGCAAAUUCUUCCUCUGGGUGGUGAAGUUCAACUCCCUAAACGAGCUAGUUGACUACCACCGCACCGCAUCAGUGAGCCGCCUCCAAGACGUCAAGUUGAGAGACGUCGUGCCCGAAGAAAUGCUGGUGCAAGCGCUAUACGACUUCACGCCGCAGGAGGCCGGCGAGUUGGAGUUCAGGCGCGGUGACGUCAUCACCGUCACCGACCGCUCCGAUCAACAUUGGUGGCAGGGCGAGAUUGCACACCGGCGCGGUCUCUUCCCGGCGUCGUACGUGACGGCGUACCACUCAUAGUGGGAGCCCGUCGCCCCGUGGGCAUACGCCGCCUAGUGGGCGCCCGCCGCGGAUCGACACCCAUAACAUUAUACUACGCUCAUAUCACUACAUUACUACGACGCUUAGUACGUAACGCGAGGAAACGUUAUAGUUUUCUUAGUCUGUGUGUUGUUUGGUGAACGUUCCGUGCCCGCGGCACCCGCUGCCGAGUACGCCUCACGGUCCACGCCCGUUCUCCGUGUAAUGUUCUGAUACAUGGUGCUUUGUUUUCUACAAUCGAUCACACGAAUCUGAAUUAUUCUGUAAUGCGAACCAUGUGGCCGCUAUGUUAGUCCGUAUUAGUCGUGAGUAAAAUGCCUUAAUUUAUGCAAUAAAGAAUUUUGGUAGUACAAAAAUUUACUUCGUGCAGUGUUGCGUUUGGUGUUAUGUGACGAAUUUACUGUCUCCUUUAUUAUAAUAUGUAACCGUGACAAUUUGCAGGACGAAACAGCAACGUUGUCCUUAAUUACGUGCCAGAAUGUU